Messenger RNA from Ilex paraguariensis (yerba mate), 2127 nucleotides. The record is from the annotation of a GenBank genome assembly. Lineage: Eukaryota; Viridiplantae; Streptophyta; Magnoliopsida; Aquifoliales; Aquifoliaceae.
GAGAGAGAGAGAGAGAGAGUGAGUGGUGUGAUACAGUGUGUAAUAGACAAGGCACUCUCUUCCCUGUUAGAUCUGGGAUUCUAGAGAGAGAAAGUAUGAGUGGAAGAGGCAGUAACAAUGGAGGUGGUGGUGGGGUUGUUGGGGUUCAAUCGAUACCAGCGGCGUCUCGAAAGAUGGUACAAAGCUUAAAGGAGAUAGUAAACUGUCCAGAAACGGAGAUCUACGCUAUGCUCAAAGAGUGUAAUAUGGACCCUUACGACGCUGUCAAUAGGCUUCUCUCUCAAGAUCCUUUUCACGAGGUGAAGAGCAAACGAGAUAAGAAAAAAGAGAAUAAGGAUACACCGGAAUCCAGGUCUAGAGGUGCCAGCAGCACUUCCAAUCGUGGUGGCAGGAGCAGUACAGACCGUUAUGUUGGACGUGGUGGCUCAAACCAUUUUAGUUCCGAUGCCAGUGCUAUGCAUGGCAAACCUGCAUACAAGAAGGAAAAUGGAACAAAUUCUAAUACAAGUUCUUCAUUUUCAGCAUCUGGAAUGGCAGGAAAUAACAUGAAUCAGCAACCUCCUGCCCUCAUUGAGUCCAUUACCACUGCAAAUAAAAUUUCAACCAUAAGCGCAGUUGAUGGUAUUUCAUCAGCCUCACAACCUCCUUCUGGAUAUCAACCUGCUUGGUUGGGGGUCCCCGGUCACGUGUCAAUGGCUGACAUUGUGAAGAUGGGAAGGCCACAUGGAAAAACUUCCAGCAUGUCAAACCCAUCUCACCACAGUGUUAAUCAUCUUUAUGGUCAAGGAACUUCGUCCACUGCCUCACAUCCUGAUUUUCAUUCUUCUGAGGAUCAUGCUUCUGAGGAUUCAGCUAUAAAUCCCGAGACAGGGGUUGCAUCAGCCCUUCAUGUUUCAUCUGAUGAUGAGUGGCCCUUGAUUGAAGAGCCACCAGCUGCUAGUGUGCCCUCUGUCUUGAAGCCACCUCCAGAUUCUGAGCUGCAUCCGGAUGCUUCUAACUUGCCAUUUGACAGAACUAAGCGGCGUGUACGUUUCCAGGUGAAUGAGGUUCAUGAAGCAGCUGUUCCUAUUGAAAAUCUUAGUGCAAACCAUGUUGGAUCUGCUUCUGUUUCCAGUAGAAAGAUCCUGGAGGAUAAUGCUGGAGGUGCAGCUCUAUAUGACAACGAUGCAUAUAAGAACAUGGGGUCAUACCAUCCUCAAAGUCGUACUUUCGAGCACCAGGAAGAUGGUGGUGUCUCAGUGGCAUCAGUGACCACAAACUUGGAACAAGUUAAUAUACAGGCGGAUCAGAGAGCACCACCUGACGAGGAAGGCCCUUCUGUCAUAAUUCCAAAUCACCUGCAAGUCCAGACUGCAGAUUGCUCACACUUAAGUUUUGGUAGCUUUAGAUCUGGCAUUAAUGAUGCCUUUUCUGGGCCCUUUGCUUCUAGACCAUUGAAAACGGACAUGGAUGAGGCAUCUUCAGAUGCAGAUGCAGAUGCAGAUGCUUCAUCAAUUGGGCACUCGGAUACCAGAAAUUCUGAGUACUAUGGAGAUGAGUCUCUCAGAAUUGCCACAGAAGGUAAUCCAAUUCAUAGUCCUGGCGCAAAUGCUAGGAGUUAUGAUUCACCUUCUGCUUCACAACCAGAAGUGUUGAAACAGGAGAACCCUGAAUUGUUAGAUGGAAAUCAUUAUGCCUUUCCCUCAUCUACACCACGUUAUACCUUUGAAAACGCCCAAGAGAUGAACACUGCCUUCAGUCAAUCUCAGACUAGUUCUCAGAUGCAAAAUCUUGGUCCCUUCUCAAGUGCAAUGGUAAAUUAUAUGUGACACGUUUUCUUAUUGCUGCUUUAGGAAAUCAAUGUAUGCCUUUAUGAAGUAAAAGUUGUGAAUAUGAUAAAUAUUACCCGGAACAAAAACACUGGCGAUAAAGAAUCUCUGAAAUUGACCCAUUCAUGUUGAGUAGAGGAUCUUCAACCCUUCGGAUACAAAAGAAUCCAUAUUCCAUUUUGGAUGAUAGUGUCAAAUUUGAAGAAACUGAAAAUAGUGGAGAUUUUGAAUAAGCUUUGAUAAUUAUUACAAUAGUAUUUUCAUAAAAUCAGUUGGACCCCAUAGUGUAUAUAUUUUUCUGCUUUGUGUGUGUGUGUGU